AUGAUCAGUUAUCCACCAUUAUCAAUACUUAAUUUACCAUCAACUAUUUUUUGCUCUUUGAAUCUUACAAAACUAUGUAUCUAUGUAGAUAGUUUAGAUGAUUGUCUUUAUUUACUUGAUGGUCAUCUUAAACAAUUAACUACAUUCAUUGUUCAAAUAAAUUAUAUCGGCAAUAAUUUAUCGAUUAUUCAUAAUACUGAUGAUCUAUUUAAUUUGAAAAGUUUUUCAUUAACAUGUUAUAAUAUAACCAAUGAAUAUGACAAUCGAGUGAUACCUUUAUUUCAUUGUAUGAAAAAUUUGGAAAAAUUGACUUUAUAUAUUCGUCUUGAAAAUCGAUCUACAUUUGUUGAUGAUACUCAUUUACAUAAGAAAAUUCUUAUGCAUAUGUCACAACUUCAUACAUUUACUUUUUCUAUUAGUACUAUGAUUGAAUUUAAUGAUUCAUUUCAUCUUUUAGUUGAUAAUGAUAUACAACAAACUUUUACAAAUAUAGGUUAUUAUCAAACAACUUCUACUGUAAACUAUUGUCGUGAAUCCAAAGCAAUAUGUCAUGUUUUCUCACUUCCAUUCACAUUUAAUCGUCUUGAAAUGAUCACUAAUAGAUUUCCUACUAUAAUAUUCCAUCAUGUUACUUACUUGCAGGUGUUUGAUAAAGUUCAAUUCAAACAUAAAUUCUUCAAUCGAAUUGCUAAAGCUUUUCCAUUGUUGAAAUAUUUUACUAUUUCCAGUAAAUUGUUGUCAUUAAUAGAUUUUAACAAAUACGAAUAUGAUUAUAUUCAAUCAUGUCCAAUUAUUCAAUUUUCUCAUCUUAUUUCACUUAAUAUGAUGGUUCAGAAUCCUUAUUAUAUUGAACAAUUUUUACUUAAUACAAAGACUCAUCUACCUCGUUUGAUCGAAUUAAAACUAUCUUAUUCUCAUCUGAAAAAUGUUACAAAAAACUUUAUAAGAGAUGCAACACGACACAACAGUGGUAAUAUAAAACGAUUAACCUUUUGUGACACAUGUGAUUUUCCAACAAAAUUUUCUCACUAUUUUCCUUUUUUGAAUACUGUAUCUUAUAUUACUAGUACUCGAUAA
Messenger RNA from Rotaria sp. Silwood1, 1077 nucleotides. The record is from the annotation of a GenBank genome assembly. Lineage: Eukaryota; Metazoa; Rotifera; Eurotatoria; Philodinida; Philodinidae.